AUGAAAUGCAAAUAUCAACUUUAUGGGGCUAUUUCAAAACUCUUCAAGCCACUAGGAAAAGCGGAGAAAGAAUUCUUAAAGAGAGUGGAGAAAUAUGAGAAAACUAUCUAUUUUAUUGUUGACAAGGAUCAGUGUCAUAUGGAGGCAGUUGAGCCCAGAACUGUCCAGAUCAUGCCCAUGGGAUAUGAGGCCCGGAAGGAAAAGAAAAGUAAGAAAGAAGUUGAAGAACUUGCUGAACAAAUUGGUAUAACUCGGGAAGCAGUACAAAGAGCCAAAGAGAAGAAUAUACUGAAGGAGGAAGAUAUGGUGAAGCCACAAGAUAAACUGGUUCCCACUCCUUCCAAGCAAGCUAAGGUCAAGCAAAGCAAGUCUGCACCUAACUCAGGUGUGCAGAAGUCGGCCCCUCCACGUAAGCCACAAUCAACAUCUACCGAUGGAAUAGAAAAGAGGAAGAAAGAGAAAUAUACAAGGAAGUAUGUAGCAACAAAGGAGGAAACUGAAUCAGAUGAAGAGGUCAGAGAGGUGAAGAAAACAACUACAUUUGCUAGAGUGGUUAGAAAAACUGUAUCCGGUGAUGCUUCAUUUGCCAAGAAGCUAAAAACACAAGGAGAGCAAUCCAGUAGAACAAGAAUUGACUUGGUUGAACGAGAAAUUGUAGAUGAUACCACUGACAAUCAAGCAGUUGGCAACUCCGAUGAACCUACGCAGGAUCCUCCAAAGAUAGAAAUCAUUGUUGAAAUAAUAGCUACGGAGUUAAGUGAAGCGGGAAAGGGUGAAGGAGAUGGUGAGAAAGGAGAAGAGGUAGUAAAAACUAAAAAAGCUGUGAAGGAGAAGGGUGAAGAGAAAACUAAUGAAGCUCUGGUGAUCAUGACAAAAGCCAUUAUUCCUGAUAAAGGAAAGCAGAUUGCAGUUGAUGAGGAUGAUUUCUCUCAUGGUUCAGUAGAAUUGAGUACCCUCUCCCCUCUUCAAGCACUAAAAUUGGCCACUCUCGUGCAGAUCAAAGCAAGCGAGGACUUACUUAAGUCCACAUUUGAAGAGAAAUAA
Messenger RNA from Cryptomeria japonica (Japanese cedar), 1044 nucleotides. RefSeq lists its product as uncharacterized. The record is from RefSeq and is a predicted model, not a curated record. Bases 1 to 1044 code for a protein of 347 amino acids. Lineage: Eukaryota; Viridiplantae; Streptophyta; Pinopsida; Cupressales; Cupressaceae. The transcript has 3 exons.